Molecule: messenger RNA, 449 nt
Organism: Staurois parvus
Lineage: Eukaryota; Metazoa; Chordata; Amphibia; Anura; Ranidae
Source: the annotation of a GenBank genome assembly
AGAUGACCAGAGACUGCGGACAUAGUACAGGAGAUGAUGACCAGAGACUGCGGACAUAGUACAGGAGAUGACCAGAGACUGCGGACAUAUUACAGGAGAUGACCAGAGACUGCGGACAUAGUACAGGAGAUGACCAGAGACUGCGGACAUAGUACAGGAGAUGACCAGAGACUGCGGACAUAGUACAGGAGAUGGCCAGAGACUGGAGAGAGAGAAGAGAGAGGGGGGAGAGAAGAGAGGGGGAGAGAAAAGAGAGAGGGGGGGAGUGAAGAGAGAGGGGGGAAGAGAGAGAGUGAAGAGAGAGGGGGGGAAGAGAGAAGAGACAGGAAGAAGAGAGGGAGGGAGAGAAAAGAGAGGACUGGGGGAGAGAGAGGGGGAAGAGAGAGGGGGAAGAGAAAGAGAGGAAUAAGACAUAGAGAAGAGGGGGGGGGGGAGAGGAAAUAAGACAG